AUGGCCACAUCCCCCGUGUAUUUACUACAAUGGAGGAGCAAUACUUCGGCUCGUUUUCAUGAGCUAAUGAGCCAAGUAUUCGAAAACUGUGAGGGUGAAAAUGAUGAAAACACUGAAAAAAUUGUUGAAUUGUUUGCCGACGAGACCCAAGAAAAUACCAGCACUUCUGCUGAAGAAAAAGAUGACGAAGUUGAGGAAACAGCUACCCUUCCCUCAUCUUCUAAGUUUCAUUAUAACUGUAUGCAUGGUAAACUCUCGUUGACUGAGUUACGCACUUUGAAGCAUGAGUUUCAAACCAUAAAAGAUGAAUUGGCAAAGGUAGCCAGUUCAAAUCGAGCGCUUAGAAAGAGAGUGCGUGACUUGGAAGAGUCUUUGAAACAUAAGAAAGAGUGUCAAAAAAUACAAAGACAUGAAGAAGUGGGUAAUCCUCAUAUCAAUGAAGGAGACGACAAUGACAUGUCGCCUGUUCAUGAAUAUAUUACUCCAACUAUAGAACCAGCAGAAAUGGACACACAAGUCCCUGGUGAUGGAGCCAAAGCCUUCGUAGCCAUGCAAGUCCAAGAGGCAGAAAUUGGCAAUUCAGUUCCUGACAAACAAGUGCAGCAAGAAGCUAAGAAGCUUCCUACUCCGGAAGAUGUGGACGGGUGCGGAGUAAUCUGCAAAAAACUGUUAUCUUUGUUAGAGGAUUGGAAGAAGAGCGACAUUAAGACAUUGGGAGGUCAAAUGAAUCCUUUCAUCAUAGCCAAUGUUACUGUGGUUGGUGAUGAAGUGAUUAGGGAAGGUAGUGCUACUAUUGAAAAACAAGAUGUGGAAGGUAAAGGGUGCAGAAAGAAACGAUCAGCCACCACAUUGUUGAGUCCAUUUACCAAUCCCUUGAGGAAAAAGAGGACGAUUACUGUCAAUAUAAAUAAGGAACACACCAUGUUGUAUAGCAAUACAAUCCAAAUUAUGCAAAUUUAA
Messenger RNA from Prunus armeniaca (apricot), 960 nucleotides. Lineage: Eukaryota; Viridiplantae; Streptophyta; Magnoliopsida; Rosales; Rosaceae. The record is from the annotation of a GenBank genome assembly.